Oncorhynchus keta (chum salmon) is the source of this 854-nucleotide messenger RNA. RefSeq lists its product as uncharacterized. The transcript is spliced from 2 exons. The coding region runs from base 98 to 847 and encodes 249 amino acids. Lineage: Eukaryota; Metazoa; Chordata; Actinopteri; Salmoniformes; Salmonidae. The record is from RefSeq and is a predicted model, not a curated record.
CUAUGCAGACGACACACAAUUAAUCUUCUCCUUUCCCCCUUCUGAUGACCAGGUGGCGAAUCGCAUCUCUGCAUGUCUGGCAGACAUAUCCGUGUGGAUGACGGAUCACCACCUCAAGCUGAACCUCGGCAAGACGGAGCUGCUCUUCCUCCCGGGGAAGGACUGCCCGUUCCAUGAUCUCGCCAUCACGGUUGACAACUCCAUUGUGUCCUCCUCCCAGAGCGCUAAGAACCUUGGCGUGAUCCUGGACAACACCCUGUCGUUCUCAACUAACAUCAAGGCGGUGGCCCGUUCCUGUAGGUUCAUGCUCUACAACAUCCGCAGAGUACGACCCUGCCUCACACAGGAAGCGGCGCAGGUCCUAAUCCAGGCACUUGUCAUCUCCCGUCUGGAUUACUGCAACUCGCUGUUGGCUGGGCUCCCUGCCUGUGCCAUUAAACCCCUACAACUCAUCCAGAACGCCGCAGCCCGUCUGGUGUUCAACCUUCCCAAGUUCUCUCACGUCACCCCGCUCCUCCGCUCUCUCCACUGGCUUCCAGUUGAAGCUCGCAUCCGCUACAAGACCAUGGUGCUUGCCUACGGAGCUGUGAGGGGAACGGCACCUCAGUACCUCCAGGCUCUGAUCAGGCCCUACACCCAAACAAUGGCACUGCGUUCAUCCACCUCUGGCCUGCUCGCCUCCCUACCACUGAGGAAGUACAGUUCCCGCUCAGCCCAGUCAAAACUGUUCGCUGCUCUGGCUCCCCAAUGGUGGAACACACUCCCUCACGACGCCAGGACAGCGGAGUCAAUCACCACCUUCCGGAGACACCUGAAACCCCACCUCUUUAAGGAAUACCUAGGAUAGGAUAAGU